UUGCUGUUCAUUCUGAUUGGCCGAGCGGACCCUCCUGCGGGCAGCAUGGCGGGCCCGCCAAGUUGCGGAGGCUGCUGACCGAUCAGAUUCCCACCUCGUCCGUCCGUCAACCUCCACUAGCCAACAUAAGGAGAAAUUUGCAAAGCCUCCACCAGGCUCAUCGAGGUUAUCAAAGCAACUAGUAUGAAUCCACCGAGUUAUCAACCCACUUUGGCGUGUGUUACCUGCAAGUCCCGCAAGAGAAAAUGUGACAAAGCUCUCCCAAAGUGCUCUCUUUGCACCAGCGUCCACAAUCCCGUCACUGGUCCCACACCGCCGCCAAACAACUUCCCAGCGGUCUUCUAUCUAGAUUGGAACAUUUUCCAACGAUGCCAAGUAGAGAUACCAAAGCCCAAUUUGCCCCUUCCAACAAAUAUCUCAAAUCUCAUCGGCAAUGCAGAGAAUUGGGAGAACAUCGCCACCGAGCACUUCUCCACAACCCACACGUGGAUGCCAAUCGUCUCAAAGAAGAGCUUUUAUGAAUAUAUUCGCAACCCCUCAAGUCAGAUUCGCUCAGACUACGCGCUUCUGAUCCUUGUUAUGGAUCUGGUUUGCUGGAUUCCCGAGACCAAUGAUCCGAGAACGUCGACUUACUUGGCCGCCAAAUCUUUUUACCUGGACCUGGAGAUUCAAGGAUUGGUUUCGCUCCAGAUUUUGCAGGCCGCGAUACUGAUUGCGUUUUUCGAAUUCGGACAUGCGAUUUAUCCAUCCGCUGCCGUCUCGAUCGAGGCAUGUGUGAGGUAUGGAUGCGCUUUGGGAAUUAAUUGGGAUGCCAAGUUCCCAGUGAAGAGGCCGUUCUCUUGGGUAGAUGGCGAUGAGCAGAAUCGUGUUUGGUGGGCGGUCGUCAUUCUAGAUAGAAUAGGCUUUCCACCUCGCCCAUUGUGGACUGGUGACCCAACUCCAGAGUCUAUCUUACCGUCCGAUGAUGGAGCUUGGGAUCAAGGAGUGCUUCAGCCUGAUAAUCCAAGAAAACUUGGGCGGUUUGCCCUCAAAGCGGAAGCAACCCGAUUGCUCGGCCAAGUCAUUAAGCAUGUAGAAGCAACUGAUUUCGAGGACACGUUUCACAAGGAGGAAGCGCUUCUCUUGGACGGCGCUCUUCGAGCCUUAGUCAACGUUACGGAGUUCGAGGGACAGAGCCACAGCCUUGAUGUCAUGAAUCAAACUGCAAUGUGCUCCAUGUAA
Molecule: messenger RNA, 1221 nt
Organism: Hyaloscypha bicolor E
Lineage: Eukaryota; Fungi; Ascomycota; Leotiomycetes; Helotiales; Hyaloscyphaceae
Exons: 4
Coding region: 184-1221 (345 amino acids)
Biological process (GO): regulation of DNA-templated transcription; DNA-templated transcription
Cellular component (GO): nucleus
Molecular function (GO): DNA binding; zinc ion binding; DNA-binding transcription factor activity, RNA polymerase II-specific
Source: RefSeq, a predicted model, not a curated record